UACUCGCGACGGUUUUAUGCCCAAGUGUCGUCCCCUUAAAGCUGCGACGGUUUUUGAACAGACGUGCCCUAAUUUUUCAAACAGUGAUAAUGACUACGACUAUUUAUGAACUGUCGUCCCUCAAAGUUUUUACAACGCGCUUAAUUGGAGAAGUUUGACGAAGAGGGCUGCGACUACUGAUGAACCGUCGUCCCCCAAAUAUUGUAUCGGCGCUACACUUAAUUGGAGGAGGUGCUACGUAUAAUUGGAGGAAGAGGGAAAACAUUUGUUUUUUAUUUUAGGUUUUUGGGUAUCUCUCAGCUCACGUCUCUCUCUCAGCUUCCAACAAUGAUUUCUGAUUUUAGGGUUUUUGGGCUCACGCAUCUCUCUCUCAUCUUGAUACAAGUUGUUGAAUAAUAAUUGUUCGAGUUAUGUCAUUUGAUUAGAACUACCUCGGUCAUCUUCUAUCUAAGGCUACACAUUUUGGAGACAAGAUUAUACUUGAAGACAUUUCAUUGUUUUAAAUUAAGUUGGUUGGACAAGUCGAAAUUCUUGUUUUACACAAAGGUAACGACGUGGAGUAGCUGUGUACCUUAUAGCUCGAGUCGGUGUAUCAAUGCUCUGAUACGUAGCACUCGGGGGGGAUGUUUGCGAUACUUGCUUGUGUCUCGUUUUAUGUUGUUUAUCUUUUCUUGAACUUUGAUGUUAUGUCUUGUGGAGACGUCUUGGACCUAUUGUGCCAUGUUGACAAGAAUAUAAGAUUUGGAUAUUGUGUUGUUAUUUGAAUUCCGCUGCAAUAUGAUGAAGUUGUUUGGAUUUAAAUGUUCGGUGAAUUGUGAGUUUCCUCCGAUAUAAGUGUUAUGUAUCCAUGUACUUUGAGCAUGAAUUGUAGUUUUGUUUAAGUCGAAUAUGUGACGCCUCAAAUUAGUUGCUUGUUUCGAUGUUUUAUACUCUGUUUGCUCUUAUUAAUUGAGGGGUAGAUUUGCGGUGUUACAUUAGUGGUAUCAGAGCAGGUCGGUCUUGUCCGGCCAAGUGUCGUGUCGUAGUAUGGUCUAACAAUCUUGUAUUGUUGUUUUGUGCUGACUGUUUCUUUGUUAUAAUGAAGAGUUGAGAUGGCGGGAAGGAAUGAUGAUGCGAUAGCUGCUGCUUUGGAAGCAAUGGCUCAAGCUUUGGAGAACCAACCGAAUGGUGGAGAGAGCGCUGCUUCUCGGAGUUUGGCUACCUUCCAAAGAGAGAACCCUCCUGUGUUUAAGGGAACUUAUGAUCCUGAUGGCGCAUUGACAUGGCUUAAGGAGAUUGAGAGGAUUUUCCGUGUCAUGGAUUGCACUCCUAAACAGAAGGUUCGGUAUGGGACUCAUAUGCUAGCAGUUGAGGCGGAUGACUGGUGGCUAGAGACCCGUAGAAGACUGGAAGCGAGUGGUGAAGAGAUCUCUUGGAUGGUGUUUCGCAUGGAGUUUUUAAGGAAGUACUUUCCUGAAGAUGUCUGUGGCAAGAAGGAAAUUGAAUUCCUUGAGCUAAGUCAAGGGAACAAAUCUGUUGUGGAGUAUGCUGCUAAGUUUGGUGAAUUGGCUAAGUUUUACCAAUACUAUGAUGGACCGAAUGGUGAGUUUUCCAAGUGCAUUAAGUUCGAGAAUAGGUUGCGUCGUGAGAUUAAGAAAGCAAUUAGUUACCAGAAGAUUCGCAUCUUUGCUGAUUUGGUUGAUUAUUGUCGGAUCUAUGAAGAGGACAACAAUGCUCAUUAUCGUGUGAUAAGUGAGAAGAGGGGAAAAGGUUAUCAAGGUCGUGGUAAGCCUUAUGACGCUCCGAGUGGAAAGGGUAAGCAGAAAGUUACUGAUGGCAAGAGAACUAGUGGGGGAGAUGCACCUGCUGGUGUUACGUGCUUCAAGUGUGGCAAGGUUGGCCAUAAGAGCACUAUGUGUACUGCUGAUGCCAUGAGGUGUUACCGUUGUGGAGAGGUUGGACAUACGCCACCCGCUUGCAAGCAUAAGCAGAUGGUGUGUUUCAACUGUGGUGAAGAAGGACAUAUUGGAAGCAAGUGUCAGAAGCCAAAGAAGGAGAAAUCUAGUGGAAAGGUGUUUGCCUUGUCGGGAACUCAGACCACUAGUGAGGAUUCACUCAUCAGAGGUACUUGUUUCAUUAAUAGCAUUCCUUUAAUUACUAUUAUUGAUACCGGUGCUUCUCAUUGCUUUAUAUCUGCUAAUUGUGUUAAACGAUUGGGUCUUGUGUUGUCUGCUAUGAACAGAGAGAUGGUUGUCGAUACUCCAACUAAGGGUUCGGUGACCACUUCUCUUGUGUGUUUGAAGUGUCCCGUGUCGAUUUUUGACAGAGAGUUCCUUGUUGAUUUUGUCUGCUUGCCGUUGAGAGUUUUGGACGUGAUCUUGGGGAUGAACUGGUUAGAGCAUAACCGUGUUCACAUCAAUUGCUAUGAUAAGUCUGUGAGAUUUUCUUCUCCUGAAGAGGAAAGCUUAGAGUUGUUAUCGGCCAGACAGUUUCGUUUGUUGAUGAAAGAAGAUGUUCAAGUGUUUGCUUUGGUUGCAUCAAUGUCUUUUGAGAACCAAGCGAUCAUAGAAGAAUUGAAGGUGGUGUGCGAUUUUCCUGAAGUUUUCCCCGAUGAAAUUCCUGAUGUACCGCCUGAGAGAGAAGUUGAGUUCUCUAUUGAAUUAGUACCUGGUACUAGACCUGUGUCUAUGGCACCGUACAGGAUGUCUGCUUUAGAAUUGUCUGAAUUGAAGAAGCAGUUGGAAGAAUUGCUUGAGAAGAGGUUUGUGAGACCUAGUGUGUCGCCCUGGGGAGCUCCAGUGUUGUUGGUUAAGAAGAAAGAUGGAAGUAUGAGACUUUGUAUUGAUUAUCGUCAGUUGAAUAAGGUGACAAUCAAGAACAAGUAUCCACUUCCAAGAAUUGAUGACUUGAUGGAUCAAUUGGUUGGUGCUCGUGUGUUUAGCAAGAUCGAUCUGAGGUCAGGUUACCAUCAGAUUAAGGUGAAAGAUGAGGAUAUGCAGAAGACGGCUUUCAGAACACGUUAUGGAAAUUAGGAGUAUUCCGUGAUGCCCUUU
Molecule: messenger RNA, 3032 nt
Organism: Vicia villosa (hairy vetch)
Lineage: Eukaryota; Viridiplantae; Streptophyta; Magnoliopsida; Fabales; Fabaceae
Exons: 4
Coding region: 1092-3011 (639 amino acids)
Molecular function (GO): zinc ion binding; nucleic acid binding
Source: RefSeq, a predicted model, not a curated record